AUGAAUGCAAGCAAUGUGGAAAGUCAUUCAGUCAGAGCUCCUCUCUUUCUGUACAUCAGAGAAUCCACACUGGGGAGAAACCUUAUGAAUGCAAACAAUGUGCAAAGGCAUUCAGUCAGAGCUACAAACUUGUGGUACAUCAGAGAGUCCACACUGGAGAGAAACCUUAUGAAUGCAAGCAAUGUGGAAAAUCAUUCAGUCAGAGCUCCUCUCUUGCUAUACAUCAGAGAAUCCACACUGGGGAAAAACCUCAUGAAUGCAAGCAAUGUGGAAAAUCAUUCAGUCAGAGAUCCCAUCUUGCUAUACAUCAGAGAAUCCACACUGGGGAGAAACCUUAUGAAUGCAAUCAGUGUGGAAAGAGAUUCUCAAAUAAAGCCAGUCUUGCUGUACAUCAGAGAAUCCACACUGGGGAGAAACCUUAUGAAUGCAAGCAGUGUGGAAAGGCAUUCCGUCAGAGCUUCCAACUUGCUGUACAUCGGAGAAUCCAUACUGGGGAGAAACUUUAUGAAUGCAAGCAAUGUGGAAAGGCAUUCAAUCAGAGCUCCAGUCUUGCUGUACAUCAGAGAGUCCACACUGGAGAAAAACCUUAUGAAUGCAAGAAAUGUGGAAUGGCAUUCAGUCAGAGCUACAAACUUGUGGUACAUCAGAGAAUCCACACUGGGGAGAAACCUUAUGAAUGCAAACAAUGUGGAAAGAAAUUCCGACGGAGCUCCCGACUUGCUAUACAUCAAAGGAUUCACACUGGGGAGAAACCUUAUGAAUGCAAGAAAUGUGGAAAGGCAUUCAAUCAGAGCUCCAGUCUUGCUUUACAUCAGAGAGUACACACUGGGGAGAAACCUUAUGAAUGCCAGCAAUGUGGAAAGGCAUUCAGUCAGAAAUCUGAUCUUGCUAUACAUCAGAGAGUCCACACUGGGGAGAAACCUUAUGAAUGCCAGCAAUGUGGAAAGAGUUUCGCAUUUAACUCCAAUCUUGCUGUACAUCAGAGAGUCCACACUGGGGAGA
Gracilinanus agilis (Agile Gracile Mouse Opossum) is the source of this 1002-nucleotide messenger RNA. RefSeq names its product zinc finger protein 781-like. The transcript has 2 exons. The record is from RefSeq and is a predicted model, not a curated record. The annotation marks the transcript as partial. Lineage: Eukaryota; Metazoa; Chordata; Mammalia; Didelphimorphia; Didelphidae.